Messenger RNA from Oryzias melastigma (Indian medaka), 2508 nucleotides. RefSeq names its product tetraspanin 4a (gene tspan4a). Bases 1088 to 2062 code for a protein of 324 amino acids. The transcript is spliced from 7 exons. Gene Ontology annotation, cellular component: membrane. The record is from RefSeq and is a predicted model, not a curated record. NCBI's taxonomy places the organism in Eukaryota, Metazoa, Chordata, Actinopteri, Beloniformes, Adrianichthyidae.
AGAAUAAGUGUGUGGAGGGGAGAGCGUGGAAGCUUGUGAGGUUGGCGAGGAAAGGGGCGGGGAGGAGGGAGAGAAAGAGAGAAAGCUGGUGAAGAGCAAGAGGGAGGGAGCUUUAGGUAGCGAGGCUGGACUAGCGCUCAAACACUGCAGUCUUUCUUCUGCUUCUCUGAGGAACAGUCCUUCUCCUUUCUCGCUGCCUCCCUCCCUUCCUUCCUUCCAUCCUUCGCUCCUGCUUCUUCUGUCGCUGGUUUGCUCUGACCCCGAUGGACGUCUCGGUCUCCUAUCCCACUUGAAGAGGAGGAUAGAUUGCUGUAGAGGAGGAGUGGGAGACUGGAAGAGGCAGCUCACUGAUGAGUCUGGAAAUUAAUUACCUGCUGCUGCCACAGAGGAGGAGAGAACAGAAAGUGGGCAGAGUUAAAGAGUUGAGGAGUGUGGAGGACGAGCAGAGUAACCUCUACAGGCAAAGAGGACAAGUUAGCCAGGAUGCGUGAAGCAAGACGAAAACUAGGCAGACCGACAUUCGCACACGGAUACUGAUCCAACAGUUGCAUCAAAAGUUUCAUUCAUCCUUCUUCCCGUCUCCUCUCAUCCGCGACAGCAUGCUCCCAUCUCGCUGUCUAUUUUAGUCCUGUGAUUUCUGCAUGUCAGCAGAAGCACCUCACCGGCCACAUGCUGAACUCUCAGACGCAGCUGAGACCUCAGAGGUGCAGUGUUCUCGGCGGAUGUGUUUCUAGGAAGUUUAUCAUCUGAUGGUUUCAGGAGCUCCUCUUUAGGAACUGGACAGACAGUGCUUUCUGAUUGGAUUGUAAUGAGAUGAAACCAGCUUAUCUGAGGGAGCAUGACACCUGUGUUUGAGGGAUUACAGGAAUGGGACGAUGAAUGUGUCCUAAAUACACAGAAAAUAAUGACUCUUGAGUGGAGUCACUAACUGAAGCCAACUAACCAGAGGGGCAUUAUCUAUAAUAACUUUCAUAGACAACCUGAGGUUGGAAGUAUCAUUGGAUUUCCUCGCUGGAGUACCUCCGCAACUCUGACCUGACACACAGAGUGGCUAUAAAAGACUUCCUGAAGUCAUUUCGCUCCCGUAAUGAGACGCUCAAGCACAGACGAGACUCCGUACCGACGCAGUCCAUCUCUGGACAGCAAACCCGACACACCGCCCUUCACGUCUGGGUUUCACCGCUUCAGUGGAGAGUUUGAGUACAAGCGGCCGCCGUUUGCGUUCGGCUUCCACACGACAAAGGGGCCGCAGAACUCCAAGGGGCGCUACACCCAGGGGAAGAAGUAUGUGGUGUUUUACCUGGAUCUCUCCUUCAUAUUCCUUCUAGAACUGCGACGCUGCAGGAUGGCGGAGGGUUGCAUGAUGGCCCUGCGAUAUGGAAUGGUCUUCUUCAAUCUCCUCUUCUGGCUGGGAGGAUGUGGCAUUCUCGGGGUAGGGAUCUGGCUCUCAGUGACCCAGGGAAACUUUGCCACUCUGUCAUCAUCCCUGCCUUCCCUGUCAGCAGCCAACCUGCUCAUCACCGUGGGGACGAUCAUCAUGGUGAUUGGCUGUCUGGGCUGUGUGGGAGCUGUCAAAGAAAGCCGUCCUCUGCUGCUGACGUUUUUCAUCCUCCUCUUGCUCAUUUUCUUCCUGGAGAUUCUGUGCAUCAUGCUUUUCUUCAUCUACCAAGAUGAGAUUGAUCAGUAUGCACAGAGGGAUCUGAAGAAAGGCCUGCAGCUUUUCGGCACCGAGGGGAACGUGGGUCUGACCAACGCCUGGAUGAUAGUGCAAACUGAUUUUCGUUGCUGUGGAGUGACCAACCACACAGACUGGUUCGAGGUUUACAAUGCCUCCCGUGUGCCGGACUCCUGCUGUCUGGAGUACAGCGACAACUGUGGACUGGACAAUCCGGGGACGUGGUGGACUGCACCGUGCUAUGAGCGGGUUAAGGACUGGCUGAGUGAGAACCUGGUGGCACUUUGGAUCUUCGCUCUAUGCACAGCACUGACUCAGAUCCUGGGUCUCGUCUUCUCUAUGACAAUGUUCUGCCAGGCAGUGAAAGUGGAAACAUUCUACGCCUAGCAGCCGACCCUUCUGCCCUUCAGCGCACUUGGAUUGUUUUCUCAUUAGAGAUGGACAUGUAUAGAUCCCCCCUUCCCCUUCCUCGCCACCCCUCCGCAUUGACAGACUCUUCUUUCCGAGGCUUGUCCUCCCCGCAACAUUUGAUCUGGGAUGUCGGCUCCGUUUUUCUGCUAACCAUCAGCCAGCGCAGCGUCUGUGUUUUUUCUCAGUUUUGCUCUGUGUUAAUAGCUUUUUUCUGUGAUACAUUUUCCAAAACAGUACUAUAAACAUCUAUUAAAAAAAACUGUGUAACGCUGUUUUUAAUAAGAGCUUUCUUUUAAAUUAUUUCAAAAUUUCUAUGUGUUUUCAGUGUGGGAGCUCCGGUGAAGAAAAGUGCACUGUGUGACGGUUUGCAAGUGCAUGUCUCCUGCCAUGAUGUGUAUUAAAUGUUUUGGCUUGACAAACCA